This is a messenger RNA of Danio rerio (zebrafish), 1934 nucleotides long. The record is from RefSeq and is a predicted model, not a curated record. NCBI's taxonomy places the organism in Eukaryota, Metazoa, Chordata, Actinopteri, Cypriniformes, Danionidae.
AUGAUCAUUGUCUAGCUAUGGAGGGAACUGCUGAAACGUCACCGUCUGUGCUGCAUUAUCAUGUUGUCCUACUGGGAAGAACAGGAGUUGGUAAAAGUGCAACAGCUAACAGCAUCUUGGGAAGAAAAGCUUUCAUUUCAAAGAAAAGUUUUAAGUCUGUGACACAAGAAGUUCAGAGUGAAAGCAUUACCAGAGAUGGAGUGAAUCUUACAGUCUAUGAUACUCCUGGAUUAUUUGACCCAGAAACACUAAAAAUGAGUCCUGAAGAGUUUCUUAGACAAUUUAUUGGGCUUCCAGAGUUUAACACGCAGGAUCCACUUGUGUAUUUACUGGUGAUCAAGUCAGACAGAUUCACUGCAGAAGAGAAAAACACUGUAGAGUCGAUUGAAGAGUUCUUGCCAGACUUUCUCAAAAAAAACACCUGGAUUAUUUUCACCAGAGGAGAUGAGCUGGAGAGAGAAGAUCUCACCCUUGAAGAAUUCAUUGAAGAAGCUGAAGACCUCAAAGAGGUUGUUGAGAGAUUUGACUACAGAUACUUUAUCUUCAACAACAUCACACAAUCUCCAGAACAAGUUCAUAAUUUAAUAGAGAAGAUUAAACUCAUAAAGCCAGAGAGACGAAACGAAACAGAAACAUUUCUGGAAAGACAAAUAAUUGCUGAAAACAACAGAGAGAGAAGGCUGAUUCUGCUGGGGAAGACGGGUGUUGGGAAAAGUGCCACGGGGAAUACCAUCCUGGGGAUAAAUGCCUUUAAAUCUGAGCAAAACUUCAACUCUGUAACAAAACAGUCUGAAAAGUUGUCGUCAGUUGUUGCAGGGAGAGACGUGUCAGUUAUUGACACGCCUGGAUUUUUUGAUUUAAAUGUAAAACCAGGUAUAAUAUCAAAAGAAAUUGGGAGGAGUAUCCAUCUGUGCAGUCCAGGCCCGCAUGCAUUCCUGUAUGUGAUUUCUCUUUCAGAGAGAUUCACAAAAGCAGAUGAAUCUGUUGUUGUUAACAUUGAAAAGCUGUUCGGAAAAGGUAUGUUAAAGUACACAAUCCCUGUGUUCACCCAUGGAGAUCAGUUAGAGGGAGAGAGUGUGGAAGAUCUCAUUACACAGAAUGAAACACUCAGCAAGAUUGUUCAGCGGUGUGGAGGAGUGUACCACAUCAUGAAUAAUAAAGAUCCAAGAAACAGAAAGCAGGUGAACGAUCUGCUGCAGAAGAUUGACAGAAUAAUAGAUGAGAAUGGAGGAAGCUGCUACUCCAAUAAGAUGUUUUCAGAUGGUUUGAGACUCAAAAUCAAGGUCUUUUUUAUUAAGUACAAAGGAGUUUUCAUUACUAUAGGUUUAUUUCUGUUAAUUGUAGCAUUAAUGUUUGUACCCAUUGUCCUGCUGGGACUACUUCAUUCUGGAAUAAGUGGGUUACCAAUAGCAGUCUCAUUGGCAAAGGGGUUUGGUGUGACACUACAAACCUCUGUGAUAUAAGUUUACCAUAUUUUUAUCAUGUUAAAAUUGAAUGGUUUUUGCCAGCUGUUAUUAGUUACAGUACCUUGUUUCAUUUUAUUUAAUUAUUUUUUUUCCAGCUGAACUCACUGACAGCAUGUCCCCUUAAGGUUUUCUAAUGACAAUUCUGCAGAUGUUGUUCAGUGAUUACAGAGGACUACAGUAUUGUGGAGGAUUGUAGCAUAUGUGUGCAGGUCUAAUAUAAACUAAGGAUUGCUGAUGUUGUGCUGCAUCUUCUUUUGUUUAAAAGUAACUGUGUAGUUACAAAUAGAGUGAAAAUCUGUUUGCUAAUUGUACAAUCAGCUUUAUUUGUAUAGCGCUUUUACAAUGUAGAUACAUUGUUCAGCAUGUACACAUUAGUACACUAAAUAACUUUACAUUUUUGGGGGCUAAACCAGGUUUUUGUGAAGUGAGCAUUGUAUCAGUUCAUAUAAUAUGGUUAUUUUCUGUAAA